Molecule: messenger RNA, 414 nt
Organism: Rotaria socialis
Lineage: Eukaryota; Metazoa; Rotifera; Eurotatoria; Philodinida; Philodinidae
Source: the annotation of a GenBank genome assembly
AUGAUAAAAUCAAAUUCAAAUAAUGAUCGACUUUUUUUAAGUCGUCUCUCGGAAGCAUACAAAUGUCGUUCAGGUGAUAAUGUUAUUCUUGAGUGUUAUGUCCGUCAUCAACGAAUUAAAUCUAUUGCAUGGUAUGCAAAAGGUGAGCUUGUUGAUAAAAGAGGCGUUCGUGUUUGGCAUCGCUAUGAACCAAGAACAGGUCAAUGUAUACUUUAUUUACGUUCUGUAUUUAAAUGUGAUGAAGGUUCAUAUUGUUGUGAAGCAACAAGUAUCGAUAAUGUUGUUGAAACAUUAGAAAUCAAAUUAAUGAUUGAUAAUCGUGAUAAAUCUUGGACUAAAGUUCCAGUACUUUAUAUGGCUGGACGUGUCGUACCUGGUGGUGCUAAACAAUUAAUGGCUAGUUGUAAAAAAUGA